CGUUACAAAAGGUGUUCAAUGGGUCAGGGGAAAUUCACUGACCUUAACAACGAUAAUAACGGUUAACCAAUGACUUGGUCAAAAUCAAGAAUUCAAUCUCUCUCUUUCUCUCUCUCUCUCUCUCUCUCUCUCUCUCUGUAUCAAUCUCUCUCUCUCUCUCGCCUCCUUAUCCCCUCUGUCUUCUCUCUCCACCUUCAACACCAAACCCUCGAAAACAAACAAUGAAAAUAACUCAUUACCAAAUCAAGAAAAAAACGGAAAACCAGCCAAAGAACGAACAAGAAAAACUCACACCGGCUGGUUUUGUGGCCCCAAGAGGCACGUUCCAACUUAAGUGAUGGCCAUGGUUCAUGUCGUUAGAUGUUUUUACGUUUUCUUGAUUACUACUUUUUUUCCAAUGGCAUCUUCCCUUACUGAAUUGCAAGCCUUGGUUAAGCUCAAGAAAUCUUUCACAAACGCCGCGAGUCUCAAUUCGUGGGGGUUAGGGACGACUCCGUGUAACGUAAAUGGUCGGCCAUGGAUUGGAAUCAGCUGCGAGAACAGCCUCGUCAGCAUUUUGAGCCUCGAAGAUUCGGGUUUAUCGGGGAGUAUAGACAUUGACGCUCUGCUUGAAUUGAAGGGCCUUCGAGUUGUCAGUUUUAAGAACAAUUCUUUCUCCGGUCCAAUCCCGGAUAUCAACCGUUUAGGGGCUUUGAAGGCCAUUUUCUUGUCGGAAAACCAGUUUUCGGGUGAAAUUCCCUCUGAUUAUUUCGCCAACAUGGAUUCAUUGAAGAAAGUGUGGUUUGGUGGGAAUAAUUUUUCCGGUCCAAUACCGGAAUCCAUAGCCAAUUUGCACAAUCUAACAGAAUUGCACCUCGAAAACAAUCAGUUUUCGGGGUCAAUCCCGUUGUUGGAACAAUCUACAUUGGAAUCGCUUGACCUUUCAAACAAUUUAUUAGAAGGGGAAAUCCCAGCUAGUUUGAACAAAUUCAAUGAGCGUUCGUUUCAGGGUAACGCCGGGCUUUGUGGGGAGAAUAUAGGUACAUCCUGCAAUAAUGUGGCAGAUGCGGUACCCCCAACGGGCAGUGGUGAUCAAGGGAAUGUCUCUGGCUCUAGUUCCAGCAAGACGGCAGCAGGGCUCAUGGCAGUGGCCGUUGUGCUUCUAUGCGUCAUGAUCGUGGCGAUCCAUGUGAUGAGGCAGAGGCAGAAGAAAUUCAAUUUGCUAGGGAAGGAAGACUUUGACGACGCAGUUGAGGUACGAACGUCAGGUGCGAGUAAAAAGGAUAUGGGUUCGAUCAGGAAAGGAAACGGGUCGAGCAGGAGGGGAUCGCACAAGGGCAGUGGUGGGGAUUUGGUUUUGGUGAACGAGGAGAGUGGUACGUUUGGGUUGACGGAUUUGAUGAAGGCGGGGGCGGAGGUGCUUGGGAACGGGACGUUGGGGUCGUCGUAUAAGGCCAUGAUGAGUAACGGGAUGACGGUGGUGGUGAAGAGGAUAAAGGACAUGAACAAGUUGGGGAAAGAGGGGUUUGAGGCGGAGGUCAGGCGGCUCGGAAAGCUGCGACACCAGAACGUGUUGACACCGUUGGCGUACCAUUAUAGGAAAGACGAGAAGCUUUUGAUCAAUAAGUACGUUGCCAAAGGCAGCUUGCUCUACCUAUUGCAUGGUGAUCGCGGGCUUAACCAUGCUGAGCUGAAUUGGCCUGUGCGUCUAAAGAUUGUUCAAGGAAUCGCUCGAGGAUUGGGCUACCUUCACGCUGAACUCGCUUCUGCCAACUUGCCUCAUGGCAACCUAAAAUCAAGCAAUGUUCUUCUUGGUCCUGACUUUGAGCCAUUGCUUGUUGAUUAUGGAUUCAGUCCAUUAGUUAACAAUGCACAAGCCGUUCAAGCACUACUUGCCUAUAAGUCUCCAGAGGCAACGCAAACUCACGAAACGUCUCCCAAAUGCGACGUAUACUGUUUGGGAAUUAUUAUUCUCGAAAUUCUGACAGGGAAGUUCCCUUCCCAAUACCUCAACCACGGAAAGGGUGGGAUUGAUAUCGUCGAUUGGGUGAGAGCCGCGAUUUCAGAGGGGAGAGGGGCUGAAUUGUUUGAUCCGGAGAUCAUAAACUCGAGAAAUUCUCUUGGUGAGAUGGAAAAGCUUCUCCGGAUUGGUGCAGCCUGCACGGAGAGUAAUCCUGAUCAACGGCCAGAAAUUACGGAGGCUAUUCAAUGGAUCGAGGAUGUACAUGUUGAGGGUGCUGGUGGCCAAGAGGCUAGAACAGUUCAAGUACCGCGACAGGGAUAUGCUGAAGCAGCUGCGCCGGAAUCGACCCAUCUGUUGAACGUACAAGAUGGGUAUGCAGGGAGGAGACUGAACAGCAUCGGGGAACGGUCAGCGCGUCGGACUAGUGAUAGUUUUGCCUUUGAUAUUUCCUAAUUACCGUAGUUUGUUUCGGGCAGGCAAUCUUUUCUUGGAAUUGAAAAGAAAGAAUACGAGGAAAUGAAACUUCUGGAGAGAAGAAUGAAUCACAAGCCCUUUGUUGUAAUCUUUAGGAACUCAGUAGAAAUCUUUGUUUUAAAGGUGAGAAUGACAAACUUUACUGUGUGUGCUAUAUUUUCAUGUAUGUUUCAACA
Messenger RNA from Rhododendron vialii, 2592 nucleotides. Its product is annotated as pollen receptor-like kinase 3. Bases 338 to 2395 code for a protein of 685 amino acids. Gene Ontology annotation, biological process: protein phosphorylation. The transcript is spliced from 2 exons. Lineage: Eukaryota; Viridiplantae; Streptophyta; Magnoliopsida; Ericales; Ericaceae. The record is from RefSeq and is a predicted model, not a curated record. Gene Ontology annotation, molecular function: ATP binding; protein binding; protein kinase activity.